AAUAUUCCACGGCGAGAAUUUUCAUCGCGAACGAAGUUAUUUAAAUUACCAUGAGUUUGGAAGAAGUUAUUAACGCAUAUUUUGUAACUACUAAUUCCGGUGUCAAAAAUGCUGAGGGAGAGAACAAAAGUGAAAAGGAUUUCGCAAAAGCUCUUAAUUAUCUGAAAAACAACAUACCCGAGGAGAAUAUUAGGCAAAUAAAAUCUAGUGGAGGCUUCCCACUAAUAGCCUCCGGUAAACUUACGAAAAAAGAUGUAUUUGUUUUCGACCGUUUCGAGGGGGACUUUUUUGACCAGCUCCAACAGACAAAGAGUUUGAUUGUCGGAGCCCCCUGCUUGAUUCGUUGUUUGAUGAACAAUGAAGCCAUACCGUUGGGUACAAGUCCAGUGUACACUACGGCUAUGCGCGAUUUGCAAAUUUCAGCAACGGGUAUUGCAUCACAAGAGAAGGAACGCCUAAAGACUUUAAUUGAAUGGAUGGGUGGCCACUACUUUCAAAACUUUGGUCGUUCCAUAACCCAUCUAAUAUCUAAUACUAUCAAAUCCAAUAAAUAUGAACACGCCACCCUUAAUGGUAUACCGGUGAUGCAUGUCGAUUGGGUUCAACGUGUUUGGGAAAGGAGUUGUAAUGAUGAUAUUAUAGCAACUGAUGAAGAAUUUGAAAAAUAUAAGCUGCCAAUAUUCUUUGGCGUGAAUGUAACCUGUACUGGCAUAGAGACAGAUCAAAGGAAUGAGAUUAUGCGUUUAGUUAAUGAUAACGGAGGAACUUAUCAACGCGACUUUCGAUCCCAUUCAGUAGACAUUGUUAUUACUAAGAAAGAUAAAACCGAUUCCGAGAAAUACAAGGCGGCUGUUCGUUAUAAAAAGGACAUUUUAAUACCAGAAUGGAUAUUUGAUAGCGUUCAAAAAGGUUUUGCUCUGCCUCCACAAAAGUAUAAAGUUAAGUCGUUAAAAGUUUCCACACCCACAAAGGAUAAUCAAAGUAUCGCAGAUUUUAUAAAUAGUGACAACACACAAUUGUCCGAUUUAUCACGAAUUAGUGCCAUUGGAAAUAAAUUUGUCAGCAACGAACUUUCCACGGUGAAUGAUACAAUUUCUUCUGCUAUGAAUGAUACGCAACGAUUUGCAGUCCCAGCUCCUAUACCCACAAAAGAGUUAAGAAAGGAUGUUCUUAAAAAAACUACAAGUGGUUCUCAUUAUCGUGAGAUUUUUGAAGACAUAAAUCCCAAAGAAGCUAAAAAAGCUGGUCAUUUUUUGGAUGGUUGUUGUGUGUAUCUAAGUGGGUUUCAUUCUGAAGAAAGAGAAAAAUUGAAUCGCAUAUUGAAUGCUGGCGGGGCCACGCGUUAUGAUGCGAUCAAUGAAGAGCUUACUCAUAUUAUUGUAGGACAGCUAGAUGACCAUGAAUUCAAUUCAUGGAAAGCUAACAACUUACUAGCAGGUGUUCAUAUAGUUCGUUUGGAAUGGUUAUUAGAAAGUAUAAAACAUAAACAACCUGCCAGUGAAGUUAUAUAUCGUGUUUCGUUGCCCACUGCCCGAGAACCGGAUGCUCCUUCACCUUCUUCGAAAAGAACUUUACGUUCAAUGAAUCACAGUUUUAGGCAGACACAGAAACCGAUACGGAAAAUAUUAUUUCUUGAGGAGAACGAAAAAAAUGAAAGCCAAAUAUCGCCCUUGCUUACACCACUAGCCUCUUCUACCGAACAAGUACCCAGUGCGGAAGAGCGAGUUUUAAUUGCUCAGUAUUCUCAAGAAAAUAUUCCUGCAGCAGUAAUACCUGUGGCUAACCCAAUAGAUCAAUUGAACCGAAAUGGUUCGGCUGGGAAUUCCUCAACAGGCGGCUCGGUUAAGGAACGCCCUGCUCCACCUGUAGCGUCAGCUGUAGCAGCUGCUCCUAUUCAACCGAACUCCGUUAAUCUCACAGAUAGUACUGGUAUGACUAUAGAUACGGAGAAUUUGGAUUUCUUUAAAGGCAUGUCGUUGUACAUAGAUAAGAAUAAUUUUCUUGAAGAAUUUUAUUCACAAAUGGUUAACGAGUGUGAAGGAGCUCAUGGUAAUGUUGUACCGUCUACUUUUCAAGAUACAGUAGAUUACGCAAUCGUUCCAUUUGAACACACUUUUGACCCAAAAACAUUACCGGUUAAAGCUAAACACAUAGUAACGGAACUGUAUGUGGAAAGUUGCAUGAAAGUCAACAAACUUGUACCCAUCGAAUACUAUCAUAAACACAUACCCGUAACGGCGAACAAUCAACCCUUGGAAGGUAUGAUUAUUGUCAUUUCAGUUUACACUUUACUCGAAAGAGAUUUCAUUGAAACCGUUGCUCAGUUGAUGGGUGGAACAGUUAAUAAAACAUUUGUGAAGAAAGAGAAACCAUUAUUGAUAUGCCCUUCACCUGAAGGAUCAAAAUAUGAGGGAGCUAUUAAAUGGCGUUAUCCAGUAGUUACAUCAUCGUGGUUAACGGAUUGCGCUAAGAAAGGUAAGAAGCUACCUUAUUUGGAAUAUUUAGUGGGUGAUAGUCCUGAAGAUUUUCCUCCAUCGCCAAAUUUACGGGGCAAACCAAUCGAUAAACCGAUACGAACACCUUUAGCAAAUAUAGAAUUAGAUGCUAAUCCAAAUCAGAACGAUUUGGAAACGCCAGGUGCGUCAUCCGGUAAUAGAUCGAAUAUUGUCGAUGCUUUUACUCCUUUACGUAAUAAACGUGUAUCCGAAUUGGCUGGCACGAGCCAUAUAAGUAGAUUAUCAAGUGGCUCCAGCCCAGAGUCGCCGCAUACUCCCGCGGACAACUACAAUAGGCCUUCAUAUAACUUUGAUUUUAUGGAGAAAAUUCUGUCUGAAAUAGAGGAUGAAGAUGAGCGUGAAUGUCUUAGAGAGGUUAUCAAUGAUAUGAAAAUUAAUCAGACACCGGAAUUGGAACGUAUUAGACGUCAAGCCUGCACCCCGAUUAAUAGAAAAAUACCUACACCUAAGGGUAUACCGGAUUUUUGCACUACGCCCGAAUUCAAAAAACGUAUGGCAGAUGAGUUUGAAAGGCGUUGGCGUUUGCCCACAAAAAAACUGAAACCUGAUACACCCAUUGAAGUAAUACGUAAACGAGUGAUUUUAGCCACAGCUAAAGCAUUGGGUAUACCAUGCGGUGAUGAAAAUGAAAAUGAAGAGCAACCCGAAUCCUCAAGGAAUUACAUGACACCGAUUACGCGCUUAACAACGAACAGCAACACUAACACUCCCCUACAGUGCAGUAAUAUAUCAAAAGCCACUGGAGCACCGCGUUCUAUAUUCGAUCAAAAUGCAACGAAUUUAACUACAACGAAUAUAUCGAUAAAUUUAAAUCGAGUGGAAACACGCCCAUCUGAUACAUUUGUGCCGAAUACCCAAAGCCCUAGUGGUAUAGGUCAACGGGCUUCGCUUGGUGGCAAGUCAACCAUAAAUUUCGAUAAAAUCAGUUUCGAAGAAACCUCUUUGGGUGAAAAUGUCACAAUCACAGAUAACAAUCAAGGUGCCGUUCCAGCUAUGAAAACUCCCGAGAUUAAGCAGAUUACCGAUUAUUUACGUAAUUGCGAUACUCGACGUCAAAGUUUAAAGCGUUCCCGCGUCAGCAGUGAGCGUCAACCAGCAACUUUGGAUGGAAUGAUGGAAACUGAGGGGCAUUAUGUGCAACCAUUUGAAUCAGAGCAAUUAGCUACCGAUGAUAUGGUUGGCUGGCGCGAUCCGGGGGAAUUUGAUGGCCAAAGACGUUCAAAGGUAGCAGAAACGACAAUGCAAUUCAAGGGCACCCCACGUUUUAGUAUAUCCUGUUCGAAUGAACAAAUACGCGAUAAUGUUAUAAGCAAAAUUAUGCAGCUGGGUGGUGAGAUUUGCGAUAAUUUAGUAAAUUUUGAUCCUGAAUGCACGCACUUUUUAUGUGAACGUCCAAAUCGCGGUGAGAAAUUUUUAGGUUGCAUUUCUUCGGGUAAAUGGAUACUUAGCUUAAAGUACAUUGAAGAGUGUUUUGCCAAGGACAGAUUUAUUGAUGAAGAACUUUACGAAUGGGGCAAUUGUAAGGCACUCAAUCUGCCUCAGUUAACGCCCGAAGAUCAAAUUAUAGCCUUAGCAGCGUAUAGAUGGCGCAAAGACUUAUCCUCGACUUUAACGAAUGAUCGCAGAGGCGCAUUUAGCGGCAUACGAGCCAUAUUACGGAUAUCGGGUCGUAAUGUUGACGCCUUAAAAAAUGUGAUUAAAGCCGGUAAGGGUGAGAUUAUUGAGGCGAAAUCACCUUAUUCUCAAUAUGCAACAGUCGGCUCAGCUACUCACUGUUUUGUGGAUCAUAAAAAAUUUCCAUUGCACCGCGAUGAUUAUCAAUUUCUCAAGAGUUGCGAUAUUUUCAUAUUAUCACAAAUGUACAUUAAUUCAUUUUUAAUGCAAGGCCCCGAAGUAGAUAUGUCGGCUUUUGAAAUUAAAAUGUAAUCGAUUAUCUUAGAAAUGCGAUACUUUCUUGAGAAAAGAUAUUCUUGAAUUUGGAUUUCACCUAACAAAAAAUGUAUUAUUAUUAUUAUUAUUAUU
Messenger RNA from Glossina fuscipes, 4538 nucleotides. It is a transcript of the gene mus101, whose product is annotated as DNA topoisomerase 2-binding protein 1. NCBI's taxonomy places the organism in Eukaryota, Metazoa, Arthropoda, Insecta, Diptera, Glossinidae. Gene Ontology annotation, biological process: DNA replication initiation; mitotic G2 DNA damage checkpoint signaling; mitotic DNA replication checkpoint signaling. Bases 51 to 4442 code for a protein of 1463 amino acids. The record is from RefSeq and is a predicted model, not a curated record. The transcript is spliced from 4 exons.